AGUUCCAGUAGGUCGUGGUCCGGUCGUUCGCUAACAUGGCGUACAGGCAGCCGUCGUCGAUCCGCGUCGAGACCGAGCUCUCGCACGAGGAGAAGCGCCUGAUUGGAGAACGAGCCAAACUCAAGGCACAGCUGAGGCAGGAGUACCUUCGCCAACUCACGGAUCCGCACAAGCAUGGAUCGGGAGGCACCUUGUUUGACUCCCAGAUGAUGCGAUAUCAAGCGGCUCGUUCCAACAGCAUGAUAUACGAGCAUUUUCGUCCGACCCCCAAAGGAGGCCUGCAGUGGUUUGCUGCAUCCAUCUUGCCCAUGCUUGUCCUUGGAUAUGUUGUUCAUAAGGACAGGCAAGAGUUUGAGCGGAGGUGCCGGACUGGCGAGAUUGCAUACAAGGACAGAAUGUUCAAGAUGAUCUAGCGGCAGUGUGCCGGAUGUAAGGUGACCGUAGUGUAAUAAAGCAUUUGUUCAGUUGUGG
Dermacentor silvarum is the source of this 471-nucleotide messenger RNA. It is a transcript of the gene ND-B15, whose product is annotated as NADH dehydrogenase [ubiquinone] 1 beta subcomplex subunit 4. Gene Ontology annotation, cellular component: mitochondrion. Bases 36 to 413 code for a protein of 125 amino acids. NCBI's taxonomy places the organism in Eukaryota, Metazoa, Arthropoda, Arachnida, Ixodida, Ixodidae. The record is from RefSeq and is a predicted model, not a curated record. The transcript has 3 exons.